AUGUGCACGAGUAAGGUACAAUAUGUGAUGAGACGAAAGACCGGUUGCAACCGGUCUAAACCGGUCUUUUUCGGUUUUUAUAUAUUUACAAAAACAUGGCAACUGGCAACUGGACUGAUCACAAAUGUGGGCAACUGGCAACUGGAAAAGACUGGACUGUGGUUCAGUCCAGUUCAGUCCUAUACUGGACCUGCGAACACUAAAUGGAAGCAGUUUGGUUUAUGGCUGCACCUGGGAUUUGACCCAUAUCCUGGCGAGUUGCAGUGGCUCAAGGUUUCGUGGUUGAAUUGUAACCCACAACUCAUAGGCAGCUAUUAUCUUGAAGCUGCACGAAAAAAGGAGAGUGACCCCAGAUGGGAAAUCUUUACCCUUCGUUAUGAGACACCUUACAGCAUCACUGGUGUUUCGGAAAGUCUAACAUAA
Molecule: messenger RNA, 423 nt
Organism: Laccaria bicolor S238N-H82
Lineage: Eukaryota; Fungi; Basidiomycota; Agaricomycetes; Agaricales; Hydnangiaceae
Exons: 4
Coding region: 1-423 (140 amino acids)
Source: RefSeq, a predicted model, not a curated record